AUGAAACGGAAAAGGAAUUCCAUGCUGGAUCUCCUGACCCAGAGACAACUGCACCCAGGCAGAGCUAGGACCGAACUCCAGGAGUAUGCCGAGGACAAGGCAGCGCAUUUCGAAAUGGAGGAAAUGCCUUGCAAACUGCCUGUGAGCGUGAGAUCGACGUUCCUGAUGUGCUUUUCACCGAAUGGAUCUCGGGUUGCCUCGACCCAUGGCGACCAUAGGAUAUACGUGUGUAAAGUGACGACUGGUGAGCUGCUGAAAACCCUCGAGGGACAUCCACGAACUCCUUGGUGCCUGGCCUUCCAUCCAACCUGUAACGACCUGCUUGCGAGUGGCUGCCUUGGGGGUGAAGUGCGUGUUUGGGACCUCAGCGGUGGAGGCUCCGAGGUUUGGGUCUGCCCAGAAAGAUCCGUGAUAACAUCGCUCACUUUCCAUCCGACGGAGAAUUUCAUCGCUCUCUCAACGGUCAACAGGGUACACUUUUGGGAUUGGAGUAAACCAGAACCGUUCGUCACGACGAAAACAAACUCAGAGAGAGAAAAAGUGAGACUGGUUCGCUUCACGCCCCGAGGUGACUAUCUCCUCACGGGCAUAACGAAUGCCUUCACCGAACGACCCCAACCCCAUCGACGUAAUUCCACUCUGCAUAGACUGAUGACCAUGUACAAUCGGAUGACCGACAUGUUCCCCGGUCUCCAGGAAUCUACAGUUCAACGUCGAAUAGCCCGUCGAGGAGGCGUCCGAAUGGUCAACACGGACGAUCUGCUCGAAAUGCUACAAAGACCGAACAUCGAACGGAAUCUUUCGAUGUAUCUGCGCCAGUGGUCGGACCGAACGCGUUCAGGAUCUGCAGGGGCUCAGGAGCGAGAAGAACAUCCCAUCAGCCGUUUGUUUCGAAUCAUGGAUUCGAGACGACCGUCUUCCUAUCCGGCGGAGAAUGCGCCGGAAUCACCGGCAAACAUCCCUGGCUCGACCUCCGGAAAUUCCUCGUCGACGACGAGAUCUUCGCGAGCCACGGCGGCCUCGUCAGUCGCCGGAGCAGCAGAAGCAGCAUCCGGUUCUCGUCAGGGCAUGCCGUCGACGUCCCAUUCGCAUCCGCCACCUCAAGCGCGUAAGCGUCCUCAGCCGACUCCUCAGUAUCCUCCGCCACGCGCUCCUUCGACUACUCCCCCGGAUUCUACAUUUAUGACCGCGUCGAGUUUCACUUCUCGAGUGACCCCGACGCCUACCUCAACGUUCACAACGACGUCAUCCACGCAGACCUCAGCGCCUUCGUCAUCUUCGUCUUCCAGCCCAGACCAGAGCAGCCGAGCGACAGACGGCGGCAGUCGGAGUCGGGGUGAGGGGCCCGACCUAUGGUGGACCUUCAACCAACUGCGUAUGCUCUGCACCCGCCUCGAACUUCGGAUGAUGCGCCAUGGAGAGUAUUUUCCAGGACGACCGGCCGGCGCAGCAUCGGCCACGACCUCGACCGCAUCCUCGGCGGCAGCAUCGUCAUCGGCGGCGGCGGCGAUGUCUGAGCCUCGGAUGGCAUCGGGAACGGCCACGCCGACUCGGCUAAGCUCACCCAUGAUGGCACCUCUGUUCUCCAGUAGUCCGCCGGGACAGUCGUCAACGUCUAGGAUCUCGUCCGGGUCAAUGACACCGCCUCCCCCGCCGCCGCCACCGCGUACGCGAACGCGUACCUUCAGUGCGUCGUCGGAUCCUGCCGAAAAUAGUCAACAUAUUCCAAUUUCCCUCGUACACCUCCUGAACCGACUCCAGGAAAGCUUGCAAUCGCUCAGUGAUGCCACUGCUCGACAGGGCAUCAUAGCGGCCAGACGUCAGAUCCGGGAAGUCCGUAUCCGUAUUUCGGACAUUCUCGAGCGUCUGGAAAACGUGAGCGAGUACCGCGAACGACUGCGGAGUCUGCGGGCUCAAAUCGUUCGAGCCGCCGCGAGAAUGUACGAUCCUGGUGAUGAAGAAGAGCCGGCGAUGUCGGUUUCGAGUCCUCAGUGGGAUCUCGCCUACUGCGUUUGGCUCGUCGACAUGUCGCUGCGGUUGACCAAUGAAAUGCAACGUCUCCUAACAGCUGAUUACCGCUUGAUUCGUUUCCACUCGCGGCGCUCGGCUCGUCGUGCACGGUACGAAUACGAGCGCGCGGCUUCGGGAUCGACGCCUGCAUCGGCGAACUUGCUCACGAUCGAAUCGAGUGAUUCCGAGAGUGAUUCAGACAACGAAGCCGGUCCCUCGAACAUCCCGCCCUUCCCUCCUCCACCCUUCCGACCCCCUCCCAACUACCUUCCUAGAUAUGCGGGCCCGGGGCUGGGAGCUGGGCUCAUAACUCAUCGGAUUCAGUAUUGGUGCAUCAAUCAAAAAGAACCAAUACCGCAGAUAUCGGAUCCUGAAGCGCAACUCGUGGUUGCAACAUGCAAAAUACACAACGAUGGAUCUGUCGAUGUGUCACCUUGCGGUCAGCUGCUGGUCGCUCUCGUUCCCGAUACAAGCGGUGUCACGCUGUCAGUGUUCUCUUUGAACGCGGCGUCGAUGGGCCAAGUUCUCUAUACUUGGGGUUUCGGACCGAAUGCCGUAUCGCUCAGUUUCUCGCCUCUGUCGCGAUACGUGGUCGUCGGAUUGGCCUCUUCGCGCUAUAUGUCGCCGCAGCGGGAAGUUGUGACGCAGAUCUUCCGAUUAGGCGAGCGACCCACCAACGGACAAACGGGGAGCUCACUCCUCGAGCAUGUGGCCAACAUGAGUCAGCCGCUGCUUGGAGCUCACGCCUCGCAGCAACUCAUCUCACUCAAUUGCGUCAGAUGGUUACCGAAUCCCGGCGAAGGUUUAGUCUACGGAACCAAUAGGGGGACCCUUUGCAUUUGUCGUCCGCUCUGCUCAUUUUGCCACGAGUGUUCAAGUGAUGGGGCAUCGUCGAGCGACGGAGUAUCCUCGCGCUCGAGAUCAACGCGCCGAGAUUCUUCGUUCCAGUCAUUGUCAUUGCAUAUCGAAGAAACCGCAACGAGGCACGCAUUGCUGGGGCGCAGACCGAGUUUUUAG
Galendromus occidentalis (western predatory mite) is the source of this 3027-nucleotide messenger RNA. RefSeq names its product activating molecule in BECN1-regulated autophagy protein 1-like. Lineage: Eukaryota; Metazoa; Arthropoda; Arachnida; Mesostigmata; Phytoseiidae. The transcript has a single exon. Gene Ontology annotation, molecular function: protein binding; ubiquitin-like ligase-substrate adaptor activity. The coding region runs from base 1 to 3027 and encodes 1008 amino acids. Gene Ontology annotation, cellular component: Cul4-RING E3 ubiquitin ligase complex; intracellular membrane-bounded organelle. Gene Ontology annotation, biological process: mitophagy; autophagosome assembly. The record is from RefSeq and is a predicted model, not a curated record.